AUGCUGGGCGUGAUCGCCCUCAUCUCUUCGUGUGCUUUUGCUCAGAAUCCAUACACCAAUGUCAAUGACUCGAACUAUCACCGCCUACCGAACUACUCCCCAGCCAGACCACCAGCUGUACCCUUGGCCGUCCGUUCCCCUUACACAAGCGCCUGGCAGUCGACAGCAGGCAACAGCACACUCAACUCUGGAAGUGUUCAGUUCUGGACGGGCGGUGACCUAGGAUGGGAGGGCAUUGUCACAGUCGAUGGCAUCUCUUACGAGUAUCUAGGCAUUGCCUACCAGACAUUGCCCGUGGUGCCGAUCUUCCAGACUGCAGUGCCGACGAACGUGGCGUACGACUCACAAUACUCCAACUAUACCUUCCAAGCCGGGCCGGUUAUGAUCACUGCCAGCUUCUUCUCUCCAGUCAUUCCAAAGGAUCUAUGUCGAACUAGCAUUCCCUUGAGCUACCUGACCACAUCAAUCGAGUCUCUAGAUGGCGCCGACCACGAUGUCCAACUUUACUCCGACGUCAACGGCAAUUGGGUGGCACCAGAAGGCAACAAGACCCUCAAUUGGGACCUGUAUCGCAACACAAUGUCCAUCAACGGAAGUGGAAACGCGACAGACUCGCCCAACCUCCUCUACACCUGGCUCUUCAAUCUGUCGUCACAAUACCAAUUCGCCGAAGAGAGCCAGUUACCUCUCUGGGGAAACUUCUCCUACACCACAUGUCCCGGACAAGCCAGCAAUUUCAGCUUUCAAAGCGGCUACUCAGCCAACCUGCGCUUCAACUACAUCAUGCAGCAUUACCUUGCCGACAAUGUCGACAGCGACUACCGCGGCGCGCAAGAGAUGGAACCAGUCUUUGCUUUCGCUCACGAUUUCGGUUCUACCAGCUCCGCAGCAGUCCGAUACACUCUCGGCUCCUCUCAGACCCCAAUAAUGCGGUACCUCACAUCCUCCGGCGUCCAAGCUCUCCAACCCUGGUGGGCCAACUGUUACGGCGACCUCUUCUCAAUGAUUGCAUAUCACUACAACGACUACGACAGCGCCGCAGCGCUAGGCAACGCCUUUGAAGCGCAACUCAAAUCCGACAUCGACGCAUUUUACGCCCCCGAAUACGCCAACACCCAACCAGAAGCAUACUACUCAUUCGUCGCUCUAGCAGCACGUCAAGUAAUGGGCGCAUACGUCCUCACCGUCAACCCCAGCCCCAACACCACAGACUCCUCCCCACUAAUGUUCCAAAAAGAAAUCUCCUCCGACGGCAACGUCAACACCGUCGACGUAAUGUACCCAGCAAUGCCGUUUUUCCUGUACGCCAACCCCGCCCUACUGUCAUACAACCUCGAUCCGCUCUUUUACAACCAAGAAUCCGGCUUUUACCCAAACUCAUACUCGAUGCACGAUUUAGGGUCCAACUUCCCCAACGCAACAGGCCACGUGGAGGGCAACGACGAGUACAUGCCGGUCGAAGAGUCAGGCAACAUGAUCAUAAUGACAUACGCCUACUACGCUCUCACAGGCGACACCUCCUAUCUAUCGCAACACUAUCCCAUUCUGCAGCAAUGGUCCGAAUACCUCAUAGAGUACAGUCUCUUGCCCGGCCAGCAACUCAGCACCGACGACUUCGCAGGGCAACUCGCCAACCAGACCAAUCUCGCUAUCAAGGGUAUCGUCGGGUUGGCAUGUAUGGCCGAAAUCGCCUCUGCUACAGGCAACUCUGACAACGCGACGACAUACACGACUCUAGCGACAGAGUAUUUCAACAACUGGACAGAGCUUGCAAUCGACCCGUCCGGCCACCACACUAUGCUCGGAUACCAAUGGCGCUCAUCCUGGGGAUUACUCUACAACGUCUUCCCUGCACGCUUGUUGUCUCUACCUAUCAUACCCGACUCGAUCUACGAUAUGCAAUGCGCCUAUUACCCAAGUGUAUCCCAGAUCUUCGGCGUCCCACUGGAUAAUCGCCACGCAUACACAAAGUCAGAUUGGGAACUCUGGACAGCAGCGACAUGCACCAGUCCAACUAGACGGCUUUUCGUGAAUGCGUUGGCGUACUGGUUGAACGAGACGGACACAAGUCUGCCGUUCACCGAUUUAUACUUGACGAUCGAUGAGGGUGGGUAUCCGAAUAGUGAUACGGCGCCGACGCCGAUCGAAUUCAUUGCCAGGCCCGUGCAGGGAGGGUUGUUCUCUCUGCUCGCGAUGUUCGUGAGAGGUGGGAAUGCGGUGUCUUUUCCGUCGCAAAACAGUUCGGGUGGCAAUACGACGCAGCCUAGUAUACCUAACAAUGCGACGACGACGGUGACAAGCUACAGUUUGCCUAUGAACACUACUUGGACGUCCUCGUCGGCAAUGUCGUAUUCUGUGUCGAGUGGGGUUACGGAGUCGGUGAAUCUCAGCACUACUACCGCUGCUACUGCGUACAGUGAGACGUACACUACCACCCAGACUUACAAUUACACGCUGCCGACGACUUACGUCUCAACGGCAACGGAAUCACCGACGCAAGAGACAUGGAUCAGCUUCAAUAUCAGCUCUGCUGUGACUGGGCCGCCGACUUGGACUACGAGUACGACAGGCACCUCCUCCUCUUGGUAA
Exophiala viscosa is the source of this 2589-nucleotide messenger RNA. RefSeq lists its product as uncharacterized. Gene Ontology annotation, biological process: carbohydrate metabolic process. The coding region runs from base 1 to 2589 and encodes 862 amino acids. The record is from RefSeq and is a predicted model, not a curated record. The transcript is spliced from 2 exons. Lineage: Eukaryota; Fungi; Ascomycota; Eurotiomycetes; Chaetothyriales; Herpotrichiellaceae.